Messenger RNA from Galeopterus variegatus (Sunda flying lemur), 2179 nucleotides. It is a transcript of the gene NPEPL1, whose product is annotated as aminopeptidase-like 1. Gene Ontology annotation, cellular component: cytoplasm. The record is from RefSeq and is a predicted model, not a curated record. The coding region runs from base 1090 to 2088 and encodes 332 amino acids. Gene Ontology annotation, molecular function: metalloaminopeptidase activity; manganese ion binding. NCBI's taxonomy places the organism in Eukaryota, Metazoa, Chordata, Mammalia, Dermoptera, Cynocephalidae. Gene Ontology annotation, biological process: proteolysis. The transcript has 10 exons.
CCCCUUCCCCGGGGGAGGCGGGGAGGGCUGCUCCUGAGCAGCCUGGGCAGCGGACCCCCUUCCUCAGGCUGGUCUUCGUUUUCAGGGUCUGUUCUGUUCAGCCAGUGUUUGUUGAGCACCUGACCAGGGCCAGGAGACUCCAUGUUCUAGUAUUAACGAUGCCGUUGGCGUGCAUGUCUCGCCACCCUCUAGCCAGCACCCUCACGUGCUCCUUCCCUUGAUCUAAGAACAACCCUCUGGAGUCAGGCAGGGCUGGGAGUGAUUCCCAGCCUCGAAGUCACCGUGCGCCUGAUUCCGGGCCCCUUUGCCCACAGCGGCAGUGCCGGACGCCGACUUGUGGCCUCGCCUGCCCACCUCCAGCCCCUGUCCCCACAGCCCGAGCCAGGGUGUCCUUUCUCCUGCUUCAAAGCCCACGCUUCACAUCUGACUCAGGAAGGCUGUCACCAUCAGCCCCCACACGGGGGCUUGGCCCACACCCAGCUCACCCGUGGUCUCCUCCCAACAGCCCCUGCCUUGGAAGGGGCGACUAUUCUUCUGUCCCUACAGUCUUGAAAAAGCCCCUUGUUCUUCGUCUCCACGCUUGAAAACAGCAGCGUCUGAUCGCUUUGCUGUUCUUAAUUCCGCUUCCCCCAGCCUGCCGAAACCUAGUUUUCACCCUCUUCCUGCCGUCGUUUUCCGGGCCCCUGUCUGCUGGCUAUUUCUCAUCCUUCUUUGAAGUGCAGUGCACCCUCCAGAGCCUACCCUCUCUCCUGCUUCUCCCCGCCUGCCCACCUCCUGGCACUCCCUGUGUAGCCUGUCAGGCACAGCAGCCUCACCCGCUCCUCUCUGGUGGUUCCAGCCGCCUCUGGGCCCCGUUCCACAUUGCACCCCAAUGUCCACUCCUUCCCUCUGUCUCUAGGGAGUUCCUGCUGAGUUCCAGGCCCACCUUCCACCAGAUGCCAACCUGGAACCCCGAGGGCAGGGACCUGGUCCUGUGCAUAAUAACCCCAGCCCCCACCCCAUAUCGGGUGAUGGCACCAGUGGUGCUUGACAAAUGCCACAGAAGGUGUGCGGCUGGCAGCCCGCAUCGUGGACACACCUUGCAGUGAGAUGAACACAGACACCUUCCUUGAGGAGAUUAGCAAAGUUGGAAAAGAGCUGGGAAUCGCCCCAACCAUCAUCCGGGAUGAGGAACUGAGGACAAGAGGAUUUGGAGGAAUCUACGGUGUUGGCAAAGCUGCCAUCCACCCCCCAGCACUGGCCGUUCUCAGCCACACCCCAGAGGGAGCCACACAGACCAUCGCCUGGGUGGGCAAGGGCAUCGUGUAUGACACCGGCGGCCUCAGCAUCAAGGGGAAGACCACCAUGCCGGGGAUGAAGCGAGACUGUGGAGGUGCCGCAGCCAUCCUGGGGGCCUUCAGAGCCGCCAUCAAGCAGGGCUUCAAAGACAACCUCCAUGCCGUGUUCUGCUUGGCCGAGAACUCGGUGGGGCCCAAUGCGACGAGGCCUGAUGACAUCCACCUGCUGUACUCAGGGAAAACUGUGGAAAUCAACAACACGGAUGCUGAGGGCAGACUGGUGCUGGCGGAUGGUGUGUCCUAUGCCUGCAAGGACCUGAGUGCCGACAUCAUCCUGGACAUGGCCACGCUGACUGGGGCGCAGGGCAUCGCCACGGGGAAGCACCAUGCUGCAGUGCUCACCAACAGCGCCGAGUGGGAAGCGGCCUGCGUGACAGCCGGCAGGAAGUGCGGGGACCUGGUGCACCCGCUGGUGUACUGUCCUGAGCUGCACUUCAGCGAGUUCACCUCGGCCGUGGCUGACAUGAAGAACUCAGUGGCGGACCGAGACAACAGCCCUAGCUCCUGUGCUGGCCUCUUCAUCGCCUCACAUAUCGGCUUCGACUGGCCCGGGGUCUGGGUCCACCUGGACAUCGCUGCCCCUGUGCAUGCCGGUGAGCGAGCCACGGGCUUCGGCGUGGCGCUCCUGCUGGCGCUCUUUGGCCGUGCCUCUGAGGACCCUCUGCUGAACCUGGUGUCCCCGCUGGGCUGUGAGGCAGACACACAGGAGGGUGACGUGGGGAGGGACUCCAAGAGACGCAGGCUCGUGUGAGGGCGUGGCCCCCACCUCAGCCCGGGACGCAGGCUCUUAUACCUCACUUUGCACUGAUUAAUUUUAAACAAUUGAAAGAUUAUACCUUAAA